Molecule: messenger RNA, 786 nt
Organism: Paraphaeosphaeria sporulosa
Lineage: Eukaryota; Fungi; Ascomycota; Dothideomycetes; Pleosporales; Didymosphaeriaceae
Exons: 3
Coding region: 167-652 (161 amino acids)
Source: RefSeq, a predicted model, not a curated record
UUUUCAUCAACGGUGAAAGCCGGCCAGACUACUGGGAUGUUGUGGGCAUAUACGAGGCAACGUCUGCAAGAUUGUGGGAUGGGUUGCAGUAGAGCGUUGACGGGGCGUCGUAGUAGGGUCCGUCUGGCUGGGAUAGACCUUUGCAAGUACGAGGGGGCUUCGCAGUAUGAUUUACGUGGAGCGAUACAGGUACCUCAGUAGGCUUGAUUCCACACGGGAUGUCGAGCUCUCUCGACGCCGACCACGUCCUGGAAGCUGCAUCUUUGUGCAACUCAAGCAAGCCCGAUCUGUUCGGGCCUAUCACGCAAAGAUGCAUACUGUAAGCUCUCGUUUGGAGGGUGGUCGCAUAGGUGCCUUUCCUGUGGGAGCAACCCCAGAGAUGGGGUUGCGCUCCGUUUUCGGGACCGGGAGCGCAACACGACGGGCGAAAGGGAACGUACGGCUCGUCAGAUGGAGAUGGACCUCGGAAAAUGUGGCCUGGGCAAGUCGCAGCUGGGAUAGUGUCGAAUUGUGGGUGCGAUGUUCAACGAUGCAGGUACCAGGGCCAGGGCCCAACGGCACGGCUCAGCGUCGGGAUUUUCAGGUGCUCUUGCAGGAAGGCGCGAAGGCACUGGCUAUUCUUGCUCGGUACACGGUUGGGGAGCUGAAGUGAGCUGAGGUGGUGCUUGAAAACGGCACAUUCGCUGGACUAGGCCGUCGAUAUUCGCGGCAGGGAGAGGCGCGCGAUGGACAGGCGCCAAAGCCACCACCGUGGGAACAUGGCGCCUGAACAGUCUAAAGCAAGCG